Molecule: messenger RNA, 669 nt
Organism: Exophiala xenobiotica
Lineage: Eukaryota; Fungi; Ascomycota; Eurotiomycetes; Chaetothyriales; Herpotrichiellaceae
Exons: 2
Coding region: 1-669 (222 amino acids)
Source: RefSeq, a predicted model, not a curated record
AUGUCUUCGUCCCAAGUGACAAAUCUAUCCAAAUACACGGCAUGUGACAUUUCUGAUGCUUUGCAUCAGCUGCAAACCCCUGGCUCAGGUUUCAUCCCAGAUCUGGUCCCAUACGGGAGCCUUGCUAGCAGACCGCUUGUGGGCCGGGCUUCAACUGUUCUUUUCACGGAUUACGACCAAGAUCCAGGCAGUCGAGGUCAAGAAAAUGUCCAGAUCAACAAAGAAUGGGUGGACUCCGUUGAAGAAGAUACCGUUGUCAUCAUGAGUCAGCCAGAGGGGCAACAAAAUGCAAUCUUGGGUGGCAUUAAAGCCGUGAGGUUGGCACAGCGCAAUAUCCGAGGUGUUGUUGUUCACGGUCGUGUUCGAGAUAUCGAAGAACUGGGCAAAUCGGGCUUAACAAUAUGGGCAAAGGGGACUUCCACCGUGAAUUCAAGCGGUCUGACCAGGGUUCACUCCUUGAAUGUUCCUCUAGCAAUCCGGGGACUUCCUAUAUCACCGGGCGACAUUGUCUUCGGUGAUCCUAAUGGAGUUGUCGUCAUCCCCCAAAGCAAGUUGGAUAAAGUGCUUGAAUUGCUUCCCGGUCUCGUGAGGCGGGAUAACGAGGCAAUGGAAGCUGUAAGAAAUGGUAUGUCUGUUACAGAUGCCUUUAGGAAGUUCCGGAGAGGUUAG